AUGCUGCUGUCGCUGGUGGUCCACACGUACUCGCUGCGAUACUGGCUCCCCGCGGCCGUCAUGCUGGGUACUGCUCCGGCGUACCUGCUGACCUGGAGCGCCUGCCGCCUGCUGUCCGCGCUGCUGCCAGCCAGGGUCUACCACCACCUGGACGACGGCAUCUACUCCGUGUACCAGAGCAUGGUGUUGUUCUUCUUCGAGAAUUAUACGGGGGUGGAGGUCAUCAUUUAUGGAGAUAUACCAAAGACCAAAGAGAAUGUGAUCUACCUUUCCAACCAUCAGUGUACAGUGGACUGGAUCAUCGCCGACAUGCUGGCCAUCCGGCAGGACGCCCUGGGCCACGUGCGCUACGUACUCAAGGACGGCCUCAAGUGGCUACCGCUCUAUGGCUGCUACUUCUCCAAGCAUGGAGGUGUUUACGUGAAGCGGAGUUCCAGGUUCAAUGAGAAGGCGAUGAAGAAGAAGCUGUCCUCACAAAUGAAAUUGGGAGUACCCAUGUACCUAGUGAUUUUCCCGGAGGGAACUCGAUACAACCCAGAGCUCAGGGAGGUGAUCAACGACAGCCAACAGUUUGCUGCAAAAGAAGACCUGGCUGUCUUGAAGCACAUUUUGACCCCAAGGAUGAAAGCCUCAUACAUAGCCAUCGACACCAUGAAGGAGUACCUGGAUGCCGUUUACGACGUUACUGUGGCGUAUGAGGGCACCGUGGACUCAGAGGGUCAGCGACGGGCUGGCCCAUCUAUGCCCGAAUUCCUCUGUAAGGAAUGCCCCAGGGUGCACGUCCACUUUCAACGCGUGGACCUGAAGGACAUUCCGCUGGAGCCCGCAGUCUUCCGCCGCUGGCUGCACGGGAGGUUUGAGAUCAAGGAUAAGUUGCUGGCUGCGUUUUACGCUCCGGGAGAGCUGUCCACGCAGCGCCUGUUUCCCGGCCAGGGGCGGAGGUCAGCCCUGAGCGUGAUGCAGACUCUGCCCUCGCUGCUGUUGUUAGCAGGCCUCACGCUGCCCAUGCUGCUGACUGAGGUGGGCAGGAAGCUGUAUGUGAAGACCUGGCUGUAUGGCACGUUCAUGGGCUGGCUCUGGGUGAACCUGAGUCCCUAGCCGGACCACACCGCACUGCACCGGACCUUCCCUCCCGCCCUCCUUAUCCUGUCACUUUUUCAGACGGCAAAUUCCUGUUUUUUUACCCCUGAACUUUCGUAGGGUGGGAAUUUAAACAAGGGGAAAGAAAACAAAAAAAAAUCUUUAAAUUUCUGGCUCUGAAGAUCCUUCAUGAACAGCAGGCUUCUCACAUCCCUUUAAGCUACACAGUAUCAGCAGUUCUCCACCGAGUCGCUCCAUUUCGGGACUGUAUUAAUGUUAGGCUUUAUUAAUAAUGUUGUGCCCCCCACCCCACCCCCCACCCACUUGCAGUAACUCAGGUGAAGCUCCAAAGAGGACUUGUCAGGUAGACGAUGCGCAUGACUCAGAGUGGAAGUUCUCCUGUAUGAGAGAGAGAGGCGAAACUCUCACUGCGUUAAUCUGCAAACCCAGAAGGCCUCGUCACUUCAUUAAAGGGUAAGAAUCGUAGGUAGAAGCCGAGUAUCAUGGCUUAUGCAUGUUAGACGUUCCGCUUCUCUUUUAACCAUGAUGUCAUUGUCGGUUGUUCACCUAAUUGACUCGGACCGGCUGGAAUCGCUUCCAGGAACGCUGACAAGGGUUAUACAUCGUUUGCUGUUGUAGACUUAUCAGCAUCUGAAGAAUUAGUCUUGAUUCCAUUAAUCAAACAUGUCUCUGUAUGCGAGUGAGUGUCUCUUGGGUUUCUGUGCAAUUGGUUGCAGAUGUUUAGAGUAGGAUUUCACCUAUAUAAGCCGCCCCUCCCCCCCCCAUUUUCCCACAACGAUGUGAGAUCUAAGACCCGCCCACGGUCGGGGUGUCACAGCGUUUUGCCAAACUUCACAUGUGGGUCCACGAGUUCAAGCCGAAUGAUGGAUAAUUAUCCCUCAGGAGACAUCGUGCUGUUUGAAACACUCUGGCCAAAGAGACGGUACUCCACGCUCCUUCGCUCUGCCUCAAAUGGAGAACAUUUACCGUAUUUACCUUUGCGCACAAGUUGGGAAAAUGCCCUAAUGAUUCUACAUUUUUAAUUUUUUUGGGAAAUCUUUUUGAGGUGUGUUUUCAUAGUGUGCAUAUUGGACUCAUGGAGGGUUGUGUGUGCGUGUGCGCACGUGCGUGUGUGUAAAAACAAAGUACACUUGUUCUUUUUAAUGCUUUAUUACAGCAUCAUGUGUUUUUCUUUGUUAUAAUCACAUCUGCGUUUUCAGUUUCUUUAUGUGCUUAUUUUUGGCCUGCAUGGUGGGGAGUUUCCUUCUUCCACGUUGGUAGUUUUGGGGUUUGAUUCCAGUCUGCUGGCAUAUCCUCUCCACAGUAUCUGUUUGAGUAAAAGUGUUAUCUACAGAGAGGCUGGCUGAUUCAGUAUGAACAGUAUUAAAUCAUAGGAAGCGGUGAAGAAAUGAGACAGUGAACUAUGAUUCAUUACUGACAGAUGCCAUCUUAAAGUGCCAUUUUGUUCUCUGAGGUUUGUGCCUUGUACCUGAUUUAAAGAAUUAUCCUCAAUCCCUCUCAGAGGACAAUCGCAGCAGAACAUACAGGGCAUUUCCAGUCCAGUCAAGGGCCUCUGAUUGUGCUGCGUCUCCACCGUGUGGACAUCAGCGGAACUGUCCCCCAGAAAAAUAAUAAUUUACUAGUUUUACCUCUGUGUGUUCCUGUCAAAUGAGGGUCUUCGUAUUGUCAAUUGUAUUAAGAUGGAAUUAAAUAACCCACUGUCCCCAAAAACAUUCUAUAAUUACUGGUUAUAGUCAUAAAUAUUGAGGUAUUUGGGGGGGAAAAGCUGAAUAUGGAGCAGAAUAUAGAGGAAUGUGGUUAACUGUGAUUUUACUGCGUGUGGUAAAAAAUCCUGAUCAAUGUUGCUAGACCAAAAUAUAUAUAAUAUAAAAUAUGCUAGAUACAAUGUUUUAAACCCUGUGUGAUUCAUGCACAAGUAAUCAAGAUGGGGGGGGGGGGGUUAAUGUCCCAAGGCACUUUUUGAUGAGCAAGGCCCUGUGUUCCUGGGGGAAAGCCAGUAUUUAAGGUAGCGCCUGGCAAAGGAACGGAGGAUUGCAUUUUGCAGGAUUGCAUCAGCUGCCUGUCUGUUUUAAGGAGGAAGCAAGCUUGAGUGAGAGGGCAGCACAUAGUUACUUAGUUACUUUUCUGGGUUAUAGACCCCAUUCUUUGCAAAAUUAAAUAGUUAAUUCCUCCUGCAAAUUUUGCUUGUUUUUGCUUCUUUUGAACAAUCGAGCAGUUCCUAAGUAUAUAAACUUCCCUCCACGCCUUUGGAGUGUUUUAUUUAAUCUGACUUGUUGCUGUUAAAUUUCCUUCAUGUCAUGUUAUGGGAUUCAAUGUCAUUUGCUUGAAAAAAGAGGUUUGUCGGUGGACAGCUACCAGUGCCCAGCCGAAACGUAGCCAUAAGUAUCUGCAAGAACCAAAUUCUACCUCUGCGAAAAUGUUCUGGCGUGCUUGUGAAAAGUUUACCAACAGACAGCUUGGAAAAACUUCUGCUGCACCUCAUGCUUCUGGAUUGAAAUGUUUUUUUCUGUGUUUAUUUUGCUUCUCUUCUUCUUGCAUUUGACCUUCAUCUGCAGUUGGGUAAAUCUUUACUAAAACAGGUUUUUCUUUCACACUUGCCUUCAUGUGCACUGACUCCCCCGUGAGUUAAUAUCACCUCUUCAUCAGUCCAGAUUAUAAUAAAAUUAAAUAUACUUUAAGAAUGACAUUUCUUUGCUUUAUGCACUCAUCUACAUUUGUGUGAGAAUUACCCUUCAUCCUUUUUCCCCUUAUUCAUUUUUUUCUUUGACUGAGAAGCACUGUUUUCAAGUAAACCUAUUUUUAUCUUCUAUUUGAAUUUUUAAUAAGUGUUGUGUGUUAAUAAAUCAAUAUUUUUUGCUCAAUA
Messenger RNA from Paramormyrops kingsleyae, 3964 nucleotides. It is a transcript of the gene agpat5, whose product is annotated as 1-acylglycerol-3-phosphate O-acyltransferase 5 (lysophosphatidic acid acyltransferase, epsilon). The record is from RefSeq and is a predicted model, not a curated record. Gene Ontology annotation, molecular function: acyltransferase activity. NCBI's taxonomy places the organism in Eukaryota, Metazoa, Chordata, Actinopteri, Osteoglossiformes, Mormyridae. Gene Ontology annotation, cellular component: mitochondrion; endomembrane system; endoplasmic reticulum. Gene Ontology annotation, biological process: phosphatidylinositol acyl-chain remodeling.